AUGACUGAGUGCUUUCAUGGCACAGUCAUUGCUUGGGCUCGACAGGGAGGUCUCUUCAAACCGAAGCACGCAAGGAUCAACUCAUUGGAGGAUCCUAGCCUAGGCGUUGACGAUAUGUGGAAGGAAUGGAUUCACAGAGAAGAGUCUAUCCGACUUCUUCUCGGACUCUACAUCCAAGACUCCGAGUUCUCAGUCACAUUCCAUCACGAGCCACUACUUAGGCAUGCUCACGGCAGGAUUCCUCACUGUUGUUCAGAUGAGGCUUUCUUCGCGCCCAAUGCCGCCGAAUGGUAUAGACUUAUCAGGCGGAAUCAGUCAAUCAGCAACAAUGGAGGUGAGGCCGAUUCUUCCAUGUCGCAGCCUUCCGUAUCAGCCCCUGGUUUUCAACAAGCACACAUGCUUGCGUAUGCGUCGUUGGCCAAUAUCGUGGGUUCGAUCCAGGAAACAAAGGCGUGCUGCCUGGACAAAGCAGCAAUCGAUCAGUUCAGGGAAGCGUUUCUGUCAUGGCACCAGGUGUACGUCGGCCACUUCCCACGAAAUCAGCCUAACUACAUCAAUCUCAUGAUAUGGUGGCAUGCAUCGUUCAUGGCACUGUACGCCGAUGCCGACCUCCUGGAGCGUUCUAUCGGCUGUGACGGUCGAGAGGUCGCCGAGCAGCCCAAGAAAGAAAUCGACGAGUGGGCCACCUCUUCGGAAGCCAGGAAGGGCGUCUUGCACGCACUGUUGGUUCUCAAACACCUGGAAAUGCUCCCAAUCUGGUCUGAUCCAGCAAUACACGUUCCCAAGGCGGUCUUCUACGCUGCCAUGGCCGUGUACAGUUACAUCAAGUUCAUGCCAAAGACGGGCUCCUGCUAUACGCCGUCGCAAGACGAGAUCGCGAUCCCUGAACUUCAGGUUUCUGAACCAGUCGGCCCUUCGCAGACAGGGAAGAAGCAGACUGAUCCGUCUUCGUUCCCACCGGUCGAGUCUAGCACGCUCUGCAGCGCGAUGGAUCUGUUGCGGCGGAUUGGGCACUGGGAGAUUUCCCGGAAGCUAUCAUCAAUACUGGAGGUGUUGAUGGAUGAUCUUGUAGUUAACUAA
Molecule: messenger RNA, 1080 nt
Organism: Colletotrichum aenigma
Lineage: Eukaryota; Fungi; Ascomycota; Sordariomycetes; Glomerellales; Glomerellaceae
Exons: 1
Coding region: 1-1080 (359 amino acids)
Biological process (GO): DNA-templated transcription; regulation of transcription by RNA polymerase II
Cellular component (GO): chromatin
Molecular function (GO): RNA polymerase II cis-regulatory region sequence-specific DNA binding; zinc ion binding; DNA-binding transcription factor activity, RNA polymerase II-specific
Source: RefSeq, a predicted model, not a curated record